This is a messenger RNA of Triticum dicoccoides, 1923 nucleotides long. Its product is annotated as PR5-like receptor kinase. The transcript is spliced from 4 exons. Lineage: Eukaryota; Viridiplantae; Streptophyta; Magnoliopsida; Poales; Poaceae. The coding region runs from base 1 to 1923 and encodes 640 amino acids. Gene Ontology annotation, molecular function: protein kinase activity; ATP binding. The record is from RefSeq and is a predicted model, not a curated record. Gene Ontology annotation, biological process: protein phosphorylation.
AUGCCAUGGAGCGCCUCGACGAUUCAAGCUCUCCUCCUCCUCCUCCUCGCGAUGAUUCCGCUCGCCGCAGCACAGCCAUGGCCGUUCUGCGGCAGCGGCAGCGGCAGCGGCAGCGGCAGAGGCCAAACCAACUACUCGGCUGGCAGCACAUACGAGACCAACCUGCUAAACCUCCUCACCACCCUCCGCCAGAACGCCUCCUCCUCGCCGUCCCUAUUCGCCUCGGGCGCCCUUGGCGCCGCGCCGGACACUGCCUGGGCCCUUGUUCUCUGCCGNAGCGACGUCAGCGCCUCCGACUGCUACGACUGCGUCACCUCCGCCGGUCGGGUGGCGGGAACAGCCUGCAACAACAGCAGGGACGUGUCCCUCUGGUACGACCAGUGCUACGUCCGCCUAACCAACCACGACUUCCGCAACUCCGGCGAGGUACGUCUCGGCGACGGUAUGGUAUGCGGUGGAUACGACCAGGCGGUCACCAGCCUUCUCACCGCGACGGUGCAGUAUGCGGUGGACAACUCGAGGCUGUUCGUGACAGGGCGGCUAGGGCCUGAACCAGGGUUCCGCAAUAUCUACUCGGCGGCGCAGUGCGCGGCCGACAUGUCGCCGCCGCGGUGCCGAAACUGCCUACAAAGCAUCCUGGACAGGAGGUCGACCCCGCACGGGAAAAGGGAGCUGCUCGUCAACUUCGAUGGUCUGCUCUGCAGUUUGAAGUUCGAAUUGUACCCCUUCUACAAGGGUAGCGCCAUGGUCAUGUUGCCAACCAAGGCAGCAGCCGCACCGGCGCCGGCGCCCACAGCUGUGCCGGACACUACCAGAGGUAGCAAGAGGACCUUCAAGAAGAUUAUGCUAAUCGCAUUGGCAUCAGCAGCUGCAACCUUGCUCUUUCCGUGUAUUUAUGUGCUAAUAAGGCAUAGAAAGGGGUAUAGACUAUGGCUUCUCCUUUGCAAGAAAACUAGCAGCAACAAUGAAAAUAAUUACGAGGCCAUGAUAGCAUCGUAUGGAUCCCUAGCUCCAAAAAGAUACAUCUACUCAGAGAUAAUGAAGGUAACAUCUUCUCGCAACUAUGAGCUUGGAAAAGGUGGUUAUGGUGUGGUUUUCAAAGGAAGACUACAUGAUGGCCGUCUUGUUGCCGUGAAAUUCUUGCAUGACUGCAAAGGAAACAGAAGCGAGUUUGUGAAUGAGGUUAUGAGCAUUGGUAGAACCUCUCAUGUUAAUGUUGUUAGCUUAUUUGGGUUUCGUUUGGAGGGGUCAAAACGAGCUCUUAUAUAUGAGUACAUGUCCAGUGGUUCCUUGGAUAAGUACAUUUACUCAGAGAAUCCCAAAGAAAUUUUAGGAUGGGAGAAGCUUUAUGCUAUAGCAAUUGGGAUUGCUCGUGGCCUCGAAUACUUGCACCAUAGUUGUAAUACACGCAUCGUCCAUUCCGAUAUCAAGCCUCAAAAUAUCCUUCUAGACAGGGAUUUUAGCCCCAAAAUUGCUGAUUUUGGUCUAGCUAAAUUGUGUCAUACGAAAGAGAGUAAAGUUUCAAUUACUGGGGCUAGAGGAACAAUUGGAUUCAUCGCUCCAAAAGUUCACUCUCGAACCUUUGGAGUGGUUUCGACAAAGUCAGAUGUUUAUAGUUAUGGAAUGAUGCUGUUGGAGAUGGUUGGAGGCAGGAGAAAUGUAAAAUCAAUUGUUCAAAAUUCCAGCGAGAAGUAUUUCCCAGAUUGGAUUUAUGACCACUUUGCUGAAGAUGAAGCUUUACAGGCAUGUGAUGUAACAAGUGAAACUGCAGAGAUAGCCAGAAAGGUGACCAUAAUUGGCAUGUGGUGCAUACAAGUACUACCUAUGUAUCGCCCCACUAUAACAAGAGUUCUAGAAAUGUUCGAGAGAAGAUUAGAUGAGCUGGACAUGCCACCAAAGCAAAACUUUGGUGACCUAGUGUAA